AUUAUGUAAUAUUUUCGAUUUUCGUUACAUUUUCAAUGUGUGUGACUAUUUUUGAUUUUUCUGCUCAUUUACCGAUAUAAAACUUUAUGGAAAGAUUCUAGACUGUAAAUUCGAAAGAUUUUAUCAGUAUUUCCUUGAAUAUUUUUUCUUACGAACCUGAAACUUUUUGAAUAUAAAAUGUUUGUCAAUCGUGUUUUAAGUGCCAGAUUGGCUUGGAGAUUUUAUUUUUUCAACAACUCAAGAAGUAUUUUUGCUUCGGUUAAUGCUAAGCAAGCAAAAUUAGAGCCUGAUACUUAUCAUCGUGAGUAUAUGAAAGUAAAACCUCCUCCAUUGAUGCAGCCUGUUGAUGUACAACCUUUAUAUUUGGAUGUUCAAGCCACAAGUCCCAUGGAUCCUAGAGUUUUGGAUGCCAUGUUACCUUACUUUAUCACAGCUUAUGGAAAUCCUCACUCAAGAACACACUCUUAUGGAUGGGAAAGUGAAGCUGCCGUUGAAAAAGCUAGAAAACAAAUUGCAAAUUUAAUUGGCGCUGAUCCAAAAGAUGUCGUAUUUACCAGUGGUGCUACAGAAUCAAAUAACAUGGCCAUCAAAGGUGUUGCUCAUUUCUAUGCAGAGAAGAAGAAGCAUAUUAUAACUACACAAAUUGAACACAAGUGUGUCUUAGAUUCGUGUCGAGUGUUAGAAACUGAAGGAUUUGAUGUUACAUACCUGCCAGUUCAGCAGAAUGGGAUAUUAAAAAUGGAGGAUUUAGAAGCUGCUAUCCGACCUGAUACUGCAUUAGUUUCUAUAAUGACGGUAAAUAAUGAAAUAGGUGUGAAACAGCCAGUAAAGGAUAUUGGUGCUUUUUGUAGAAAAAAUAAAAUAUUUUUCCAUACUGAUGCUGCUCAAGCCGUUGGAAAAAUUCCUAUGGAUGUAAAUGAGAUGAAUAUAGAUUUAAUGUCUAUUAGUGGUCAUAAACUUUAUGGACCAAAAGGUGUUGGUGCAUUAUAUGUUCGUAGGAGGCCAAGAGUUCGUAUUGAGCCUCUUCAAAGUGGUGGAGGACAAGAAAGAGGAAUGCGUAGUGGGACGGUGCCAACUCCCCUUGCUGUUGGCUUAGGUGCUGCUUGUGAAGUUUGUUCAAUUGAAAUGGAUUAUGAUAGCAAGAGAAUAGGAGAACUUUCUAAAAGGUUAGUUAAUGGAAUUAUGAAUGAAGUGCCUCAUGUUGUACAAAAUGGUGAUCCUGAAAUGAGCUAUCCUGGUUGUGUGAAUCUGUCCUUUGCAUACAUUGAAGGAGAAAGCCUUCUAAUGGCGCUUAAAGACAUAGCUUUGUCAUCAGGAAGUGCUUGUACAUCAGCAUCGUUAGAGCCAUCCUACGUCUUACGAGCAAUAGGCAGUGAUGAAGAUUUGGCACAUUCUUCAAUUAGAUUUGGCAUAGGGAGGUUCACAACCGAAGAAGAAGUUGAAUACACAGUUCAGAAAUGCAUAGAACAUACAAAAAUACUUAGAGAAAUGAGUCCUUUAUGGGAAAUGGUGCAAGAAGGAGUUGAUUUAAAAUCUAUUCAGUGGUCACAGCACUAGAAAUUACUAUGGAUUGCACAGAAUUUUCUGAAAUCUUCAUUAAUAAAUGACUGUGAUAAGUUAUUUUUUGCUUUGUAAAAUUUUUUUUUUUUACUUCCUACUAGAUUGUAAAUACCUAAAAGGAUUAAAUUUCAAAAAACUUCUCAAGUUUUUAUCAUUAUGAGGCAUCAGUUGUUCAUAAGAAUUUUUAAAAAUGUUAUAGCAAAAUGUUCAUUGUUGCAGCACUUUUUUUCAUUGUCUUCAAUAUGCCUUUGCUCGUAUUAUUAGUUAUUAAAAGCUUUGUAAAAUAGAUAAAAGAUAUUUUGUGACUUCACUAUGUAUCAGAUAUCUGUCGGGAAAUAAAG
This is a messenger RNA of Uloborus diversus, 1901 nucleotides long. RefSeq names its product cysteine desulfurase-like. Bases 178 to 1557 code for a protein of 459 amino acids. The transcript has 13 exons. The record is from RefSeq and is a predicted model, not a curated record. Gene Ontology annotation, molecular function: pyridoxal phosphate binding; cysteine desulfurase activity. Lineage: Eukaryota; Metazoa; Arthropoda; Arachnida; Araneae; Uloboridae. Gene Ontology annotation, biological process: [2Fe-2S] cluster assembly. Gene Ontology annotation, cellular component: nucleus; cytosol; mitochondrion.